Messenger RNA from Scleropages formosus (Asian bonytongue), 1934 nucleotides. RefSeq names its product GPN-loop GTPase 1 (gene gpn1). NCBI's taxonomy places the organism in Eukaryota, Metazoa, Chordata, Actinopteri, Osteoglossiformes, Osteoglossidae. Gene Ontology annotation, molecular function: GTPase activity; ATP hydrolysis activity. The record is from RefSeq and is a predicted model, not a curated record. The coding region runs from base 46 to 1242 and encodes 398 amino acids. The transcript is spliced from 15 exons.
AUCUAGGCGCUUCCAAAUUAACGCAGCCGGUUUCCGCCAACAAGCAUGGCGGACGCAGCGAGCAGUAGGGCCAUGGAUGGCGCACCUUUAGUGGGAAACGAGGAGGGUGGCGGAGCCGGAGGCUCGACCCAACCGGAGGGACGAGCAGCAGCGAGCGGCGCGCAGCAGAAACCGCUUUGCCUCAUCGUGCUCGGCAUGGCGGGCUCCGGGAAAACCACGUUCGUUCAGCGACUCACGGCCCACCUGUACGCCAAAGAGCGUCCGCCCUAUGUGAUCAACCUGGACCCGGCUGUCCACGAGGUUCCGUUUCCGGCCAACAUCGAUAUCCGUGACACUGUCAACUACAAGGAAGUCAUGAAGCAAUAUGGUUUGGGUCCUAAUGGAGGAAUUGUCACAUCUUUGAACCUGUUUGCAACCAGGUUUGACCAGGUCAUGAAAUUCAUUGAGAAAAAGCAGAGCUAUCACCAGUAUGUCCUAAUUGACACACCAGGGCAAAUUGAAGUUUUCACGUGGUCAGCUUCUGGAACCAUCAUCACUGAAGCUCUGGCAUCCUCGUUUCCCUGUGUUGUAGUGUAUGUGAUGGAUACGUCUCGAAGUGUUAACCCUGUGACCUUCAUGUCCAAUAUGCUCUAUGCCUGCAGCAUUCUGUACAAGACCAAGCUCCCCUUCAUUGUUAUCAUGAACAAGACAGACAUAAUCGAUCACAGCUUCGCUGUUGAGUGGAUGCAGGAUUUUGAAGCAUUUCAGGAUGCCCUGAACCAGGAGACGUCCUACGUCAGCAACCUGACCCGCUCCAUGAGUCUGGUGCUUGAUGAGUUCUACAGCAGCCUGCGAGUGGUGGGGGUGUCAGCGAUCACGGGGAGCGGCCUGGAUGAGCUGUUUGUCCAGGUCUCUGAAGCCGCAAAGGAGUACGAGACGGAAUAUCGUCCUGAAUAUGAAAGACUUCGCAGAGAGCUGGCUGAAGCCCAGAACAAGAAACAGCAGGAACAGCUGGAAGCCCUACGGAAGGACAUGGGAACUGUUCCCAUGGAAACUGGCGCAAAAGCAGCCUCGGACAUUGCUGGACCCAGUGAUCUCAUAUUUUCUCGAGGGAUUGCCGAUGAUGAAGAUGAGGAGGUUGACAGCGACACCGAUGACAUUGACCACAAUGUCACAGAGGAGAGCAAGGAGGCCGCAGCCUUCGGUAACUUCCUGAAGGAGCGGAAAACAGCGGUGGACAUGCGCAACAGGAAGAAUGUGUGAAGGGCAGCUUGAAUGUCGCAUCCCGUCACACCUUGACCAGGAAGACAGUGACUCUGCAAAGACAGGAGAUCAGCUAUCAAGCUGCUUGUUGGACUGCCGCUUCUUGAUUGUACAUAUUUAUUAUUAUUUUUAUCAGAAGCUUUUUUCAGGUUUGUUCCGAGCCUUCAAGACACUUUGGAAGUAACCUUUCGGUGAAUGGGAGCUACAAGUUUUUCCACAUGACUGAAGCAGGCUGGUUAUUGCACUUAUUUAAAAGGAAGUAGUGGUUUCUCUUUUGUCAUGAUGAUGACUUUCCGUCUUCGUCCUUUUCCUGGAGAGGUAUAACGACCAAAGGCCACUUUCCUUUCGAAAUGCUCUUUUCCGGAUAGUAUACCCUAAGGGAUUAUUUUAGAUGUAUUUUUCCAUAAAGGCCAUGAAUAGCUGUGCUCUCUUACAAGUUUGUGAAAUGUAAGAGGUGUAUUCUUCUGGAAGAGUGUGUUUUAUAACUGGAUUGGCCUCGGGCUACCAGUGGAAUAAAAGUGCAGAAGCAUGUGGUUAAGGCCCUGGCCCAGUGAGUGUGUGAGCAGAGCCUCUUCAGUGUGGGUGCUGCGCUGGCACGGUGAUCACGCAGCCGGAUGCGCCAGGGCCUGCGCCAGGGCCUACGCCUUGCCUCCGUCUGCGAGUGUCCUCUCACCCGCUGUCCAGAACACACG